AUGGAUAAGCUGAAAUCGUCACAGAAGAUUAUUCGCAGCUCAUUUACAAAGGCAUAUAACGUUUUUCAAGAUGAGAUGCAAAGACCAUCACCGAAUCUAACCAAGUUACAGACACAGUUUGCAUUAAUUCGGGAUAAAGCAAUCGAACUCACCGAAUUAAGUCACAAGAUACGAGAUGGGAUGAUCAGCGCCAACGAACAAGAGGAAACCCUUACGAAAGAACUGGAAAUCGCAGAUGAAUAUGCCACAAAAUAUCAUCAAGCAAAGAUCGAGUUAAAUGAUAUUAUGGAAGUAAAAGCAACGCCAACACCAUCCUCACAGCCAGCAAUAGUAACUUAUCAGGAAAGUAUUCGCACAUUAAAACUUCCUAAAAUAGAGUUAAGAAAAUUUGGGGGCGAAAUUAAGGACUGGCUCUCAUUCUGGAGCACAUUCCAAAAAAUUCAUGAAGACGCAACAUUUUCAAGAGAAGACAAAUUUCAUUAUCUUUUGCAAUCUACAGUCAAAGAUUCGCGAGCAUUCGAGGUAGUCAAUAGUUUCCCCCCCACCGCAGACAAUUAUGAAAAGGCCAUAGACAGUCUAAAAUCUCGUUUUGGUAAAAAAGACUUACUCAUAGAAUUUUAUGUGCGAGAACUACUGAAAUUAGUUUUGAACAAAAACAAGAAUAUUUCACUAAUUUCCAUCUAUGAUAAGUUAGAGACACAUUUAAGAGCGCUCGAAUCAUUAGGCGUAACAACAGAUAUGUGCGCGGCCAUGUUAUUUCCGUUAGUCGAGUCUUCGUUGCCGGAAGAAAUUCUAAGAACCUGGCAACGAGCAAUAACUACAAGAGAUGUUUCAGCCACAAAUAUUACUGCAAAAGAUCGUCUUAUGCAUUUAAUGGCAUUUUUAGGAAAAGAAGUGGAAAGCGAAGAACGCAUCCAUAUGGCUAAGACAUGCUUUGAAACAACUAACGAUCCAGCGAAGAAUAAAAAGAAAACAAAAAGUGACAAAGAUCAAGAUAUCGUCACAGCAGCCGGAUUAUUAACAAUGAAGGAAACAAGCCCGCCAAAAUGUUUGUUUUGCGAAGAAAGUCAUGACAGUCUACACUGCAAAAAAGCCAGGAGCAUGUCCAUGGAACAGCGAGUCACUUUAAUCAAGAAUAAACACGGUUGUUUCAAAUGUUUACGAAUAGGACAUAGCUACAUAAAAUGUCGCAGUAAGCAAAAAUGUUCUUGGUGUGGAAAAGGGCAUUGUCUGCUGUUAUGCAGAAAUUUAGUCAAUAGCGACGAAAAAUCAAACAAAAACACACAAAAAGAAUCAAAUGAGUCAGGUUUUAAUGAAGUAAGUACUAGUCUUGCUAACAUAAAUUUGAAUACAAAAGUAUUUCUACCCUUGUUAAAAGUCAGAUUGCGAGGUCCCACAGGUACGAUAAACGUACGAGCUAUUAUUGACACUGGUUCUCACAAGUCUUACAUUUUAAGCCGAGGAGCAGAAGAAGUAGGUUAUAAAAUCAUAGGAGAACAAACCAUGAUACAUUUGUUAUUCGGAGGAGCCAGAACCAAACCUAAAAAUCAUCAGGCAUAUCGGAUUUAUUUAGAGCACCUCGAUGGUUCGUACAAGUGCGAUUUUAUCGCUUUUCAGCAACAAAUUAUAUGUCUCAACACCCCCAAGUCAAACUGUAAGCUAUGGAAGGACACGCUUGAAAACAAUAAGGUACAACUGUCCGAUAACAGGGAAGGCGACGAAUUUAUCACGAUAUUAAUAGGAGCAGACGUUGCCGGCAGAUUAUUUACCGGAAAGAUCCUUCAGGUAGAUGAUAAUGUAACAGCUAUUGAAACGAAGCUUGGUUGGACUUUAAUGGGCAAAAACUUAAUUGACAAUACCAAAGAAGAUACAACUUUAAUGAUCAUAUCCAUGAUGGCAGAGAACGGCGAAGUGUCAAACCUGUGGAAACUGGAUACGUUAGGAAUUAUAGAUCCUAUAGAAAGCGAAACCAAAGAGGUACGUCAAGAAGUAAAAACCUUGUUUCGAAAUACAACUAAGAUUAACGAUGAAGGACGCUAUGAGGUUCUAUUACCUUGGAAAGUAAAUCAUCCAGUGCUGCAAGACAAUAGAGAAAUAGCUGAGAAGAGAUUAAAAUCAAGUACGAAGAAACUACGUCAAGAAAACUUAUAUGAAGAUUACGAAGCAGUCUUCAAUGAUUGGCUAUCUGAAGGCAUUAUCGAGAGAGUUCCAGAAAGUGAGGUCGGAGACAGAGGCUACUAUCUUCCUCACAGGCAUGUCGUCAAAGAGAAAAGUACGACCAGAAUUAGACCAGGUUUUGAUGCUUCAGCGAAAACAAAAACCUCACCAUCGUUAAAUCAAUGUUUAGAAACUGGCCCCAAUUUACUUGAGCUUAUUCCAGCUAUAUUACAUCGAUUCCGGGAAAGGAAGAUAGGAGUAACAGCAGACAUCGCAAAAGCUUUUCUUCAGAUAAGUAUUACACAGUCAGAUAGAGAUGUCCUGAGAUUUCUGUGGUGGGAUACUCAAGGAAAUAUCAUAACAUACAGACAUCGUAGAGUAGUCUUUGGUGUAUCAAGUAGCCCUUUUUUAUUAGCAGGAACUAUUGAGUUACAUAUUGAACGAAGCUCCAAUACUACCAACUCAACAACCAGAGAAGCAAUCUGUAAAAAACUCGCGAAAUCAUUUUAUGUGGAUGAUUGUAUUACAAGCGUCGAUUCACAUGCUGACUUACAAACAUUCCAAAAAGAGGCUACUUCUCUAAUGAACGAAGCGAAGUAG
Molecule: messenger RNA, 2757 nt
Organism: Trachymyrmex cornetzi
Lineage: Eukaryota; Metazoa; Arthropoda; Insecta; Hymenoptera; Formicidae
Exons: 1
Coding region: 1-2757 (918 amino acids)
Source: RefSeq, a predicted model, not a curated record